Molecule: messenger RNA, 1398 nt
Organism: Neopelma chrysocephalum (saffron-crested tyrant-manakin)
Lineage: Eukaryota; Metazoa; Chordata; Aves; Passeriformes; Pipridae
Gene: TPM4
Product: tropomyosin 4
Exons: 9
Coding region: 228-1082 (284 amino acids)
Biological process (GO): actin filament organization; muscle contraction
Cellular component (GO): actin filament
Molecular function (GO): actin filament binding
Source: RefSeq, a predicted model, not a curated record
UCAUUCCUUAGAAAGGCUGUGGAUGGAAGAUCAGAGAAGGGGCCAGUAGAUCUGGGAUUUGUCCAGGGGUCUCUGGGUUUAAAGAUCUGUACAAACCGCUUGAGCUCAUUUUCCCUGUGGCUUGCCAGGGUACAACUUCUUUCUCUGCCCAAGCUGUUAAAAAUCUAAAAUUUCACUCAUCAGAUUCUUUCAGUUGCGUGACAGAUCCAACCCAGCCUUGAGCAAAAAUGGAAGCUAUCAAGAAAAAGAUGCAGAUGCUGAAGUUGGACAAGGAGAAUGCCAUUGACAGAGCAGAGCAGGCUGAGACGGAUAAAAAGGCAGCUGAGGACAAAUGCAAGCAGGUAGAGGACGAGCUGGUUGCUCUGCAAAAGAAGUUGAAAGGAACUGAAGAUGAGCUGGACAAGUACUCGGAGGCUCUCAAAGAUGCCCAGGAGAAACUGGAGCAGGCUGAGAAGAAGGCCACUGAUGCUGAAGGGGAGGUGGCAGCUCUGAACAGACGCAUCCAGCUCGUGGAAGAGGAGUUGGAUCGUGCCCAGGAACGAUUGGCCACAGCCCUGCAGAAACUGGAGGAGGCUGAGAAAGCAGCAGAUGAGAGCGAGAGGGGAAUGAAAGUUAUUGAGAACAGAGCAAUGAAAGAUGAAGAGAAAAUGGAGAUUCAGGAAAUGCAACUGAAGGAGGCCAAACACAUUGCCGAGGAAGCCGAUCGCAAAUACGAGGAGGUUGCCCGUAAACUGGUUAUUUUGGAGGGUGAACUGGAACGAGCUGAGGAGCGUGCAGAGGUGUCUGAAGUUAAAUGUAGUGACCUUGAAGAGGAGUUAAAGAACGUCACAAACAACCUGAAGUCUUUGGAAGCUCAAUCUGAAAAGUACUCGGAAAAAGAAGAUAAAUACGAAGAAGAAAUCAAGAUUCUCUCUGACAAGCUGAAAGAAGCUGAAACUCGUGCUGAAUUUGCAGAGAGAACCGUUGCCAAACUGGAAAAGUCUAUUGAUGACCUGGAAGAAAAACUUGCCCAAGCCAAAGAGGAGAACCUGGGCUUGCACCAGACACUGGACCAGACGCUAAACGAACUGAACUGUAUAUGAGAGGCAGGGACCUGCCAGUGGCCAAGGAACCGCCCCGUCCCUGCAGCGCUCCUCUCUCCUCCUUUCUCUCUGUAUCCUGGGAAAGCCAAUUAAGUUAUGACCAGCACAGCCACGCCGGAGGCUCUGGGUGUCACUCGGGGACCUUUUUCCCCCAGACCUCCCCAGGGAGCCCCCGUGGAGCCCCUGCGUGCCCCACCCGUGGCUGCCCCGCACGGUUCAUGACUCCUUUUGUAUAACCUGGUAGAAGCUGUACCCGGGCAGUGGCGGCACCGCCCGGCCCGGCCCUGCCCUUCCAUAUUAAAAAUUUCUCACAGAA